Brassica rapa (field mustard) is the source of this 1563-nucleotide messenger RNA. Its product is annotated as protein PHR1-LIKE 1. The record is from RefSeq and is a predicted model, not a curated record. Gene Ontology annotation, molecular function: DNA binding; DNA-binding transcription factor activity. Lineage: Eukaryota; Viridiplantae; Streptophyta; Magnoliopsida; Brassicales; Brassicaceae.
CCAUUAAGUGGGCCCCUUUCUGGAUCUUAUACAACAGAGAGAAAAGAAUAUUCGUACUCUGUGAAACUCUCAGCCGUUGAUAGACACACGAGUGGGAUCCAGCGGUCAGGAAAGCUUUAAAAAACCCUGGUGGAACACAACAUAAAGGAGAAACAGAGUUCUUUGAAGUUAUCGAGAAGACAAAUACUAAAAAACCAAAAAGCCUUCUUCUUCGAUCAGUCAUCGUCAUCAGGGCCCCUUAUGUUCCGUUCCGUGCCGCCGUUCAUGAGUUCGACUCUGCAUACUUCUGUGGAAGACAGAUACCCUAACUCUUUCUAUGGUUCAUCAGGGCAGGAGCUGAUGAACAACCCUGUGCCUUGUCAGGCGGUCUCUGGUGGCAACUCUGGUGGGUAUAUGUUUCCUUCUCCCUCCGGAUUCUGCAAUGUUUCACCUCUCUCAACUCAUGGGAGGGCUUCCCAAACUCAGCCACCUGUUGCCACCACCCCAAGCGACAGAUUGGCUAUGCAGGAUUGCUUUUUGGAAGCGCAAUCAAUGAAUCACCCUCUUCCGGAGUUUUCAGAUCCACUUGACGAGUUCUUUGAUUUUUCUGACCAUGUUCCUGCCUUGAAUCCACAAGCAGAGAGUAGUGACGUUAUGGUGGGGUCAACCGUGGAGGUUCAUGAGAAAAGCGAGUGGCAAAGCUGGGCAGAUCAGCUGAUGUCUGUUGACAAUGGUUCGGAGCCGAACUGGUCUGAGCUUCUUGGAGAUCCAAGUCCACACAAUUUAACACCACCAACACCAUCUUUGGAUGUGCCAAGGCAAGAGGUAGUAGCUAACCAGCAGCAGCAUCAGGUGGUUUCGUUGGAGGAGCAGCUGAACUCAUCAGCUAGUGGAGGAGCAACAACUAAACAGCGCAUGAGAUGGACACCAGAACUUCAUGAGGCUUUCGUUGAAGCUGUUAAUCAGCUUGGUGGUAGUGAACGAGCCACGCCGAAGGCUGUUUUGAAGCUCUUGAAUAACCCUAUCUUGACCAUUUAUCAUGUCAAAAGCCAUCUGCAGAAAUACAGAACGGCAAGGUACAAACCGGAGACGUCAGAAGCUACAGGAGAACCUCAAGAGAAGAAGAUGACAUCUAUAGAAGAUAUCAAAUCUCUUGACAUGAAAACGAGCGUUGAGAUCACACAAGCUCUAAGGUUACAGAUGGAAGUUCAGAAACGUCUCCAUGAGCAGCUCGAGACUCAACGGGCGCUGCAGUUACAGAUUGAGAAACAGGGCAGAUACCUACAGAUGAUGUUUGAGAAACAACAGAAGUUAGAAGAGAACAAAAGCUCUUCCUCAUCAAAGCAAUGCAACGGCGCAUCUGCAGAAGUUGAGUUUGAAUCUGGUGUUGUAACACAAGCAGGGGACCAAACAGAGUCUGCUGUUUCAGUAUCAAGGAAACGGGCCAGAGAAGAUGAGUAGAUUGAAAAACAUAUUGAUUUGGUUGACGAGACAUGUUUAUUGGGAGUUAAGUUAGGUGUUUUAUGGAAAACACACAGAGAUGCAUUAACUACAGUUUUGUUAAAAGAAAAUUGUUUCUUCACA